UACUCCAGCGUAGUAUCGCGGUCAGCAGCAGACGAGUCUCCAACUCAAGUCUGCCGCACCUCAGUAUCCUCUGGUUCAUGGAGUGUACACUUUCCAUCCAAGUGCAACAACUGCUGGGGGUCUUCCCGACGCACUACUACGAGGGCUACAGCGUGGAGUUACAGAUGAAGUCUACAGAGGUGGACCAAGGGCUAUUCACAGACAGCUACUGCAAAGUGUGCAGCGCUCAGCUCAUCUCCGAGUCCCAGAGGGUGGCCCAUUAUGAGAGUCGGAAACACGCCAACAAAGUGCGGCUGUAUUACAUGCUACAUCCUGUGGAUGGAGGCUGCCCGGCCAAGAAGCUCAGAACAGACAACGGCAGCGAUGAGAGCGACGUGGACAAGAACAAGUGCUGCACGUUGUGCAACAUGUCCUUCACCUCAGCAGUGGUGGCACAGUCUCACUACCAGGGUAAAAUCCACGCUAAGAGGCUCAAACUGCUGCUGGGAGAACAGCCUGCCAUCACCACCAAAGAGGCAUCCCACAGUCCUGUAAAGAACUCCCCAGAAACGUCUCCCAUGAUGUCACCGCGACAGCGCCGCGACUCAGACCGAUACUGCCAGCUAUGCAACGCCUGGUUCAACAACCCCGGCAUGGCUCAGCAGCAUUACGAUGGGAAGAAGCACAAGAAGAACGCCACUAGAGCCGAUCUGCUGGAGCAGCUGGGCCAGACCCUGGACAUGGGGGAAAUGAAAGGCCUGAAGCGGAGCUACACCUGCGAAGUGUGCGGCGUCACGCUCAACUCGGUGGCGCAGUACCACUCGCACCUGCAGGGCUCCAAGCACCAAAACAAUCUGAAGAAUCAGAUAUGUGUCCAGUGAGCGUGGGAUGCUGAUGAAAACACCAACUCCUGGAUUGAUGUCAGACAAGCUGUGGUCAGCUUGCCCUGCUUUCUCUGCCUCUGUCCUGCUCAUUCAGCCGCCUUAUCAUCAUUUCAGGGGGUUUUUUUUAUUUUACUUUUCUCUCUCUUUCUUCUCGCUCUGAGUAUUUCGGCUGCCCAGACCAAGAGGAGUUAUAAAGGAGUGGUUUUUUUUUUUAUUAUUAUUAUUAUUAUUAUUAUUAUUAUUAUUAUUAUUAUUAUUAUUUGGAGCAACUUUCGCAUGACCAUUUCCACUAUCAAAACAAAAGGAAGAGCUUCGGCUUCUGUCCGCAUCACCAGGCUGCUCCGACGCUCCGUUGGAAACUCUGUUCGUUUGUUUACUUUUCCGUCUUUCAGUCUGAAAGAAAGCAUCCGGGAGGAUCUUUUGUUCAACAGCUUUUCUAAAAAUGCAUGGACAAAGCUCUACUUUUUUUCAGUAGAAUAUCAAAUACUUUAUGCUGAGCUUUGAAACUGAGAAAAUGAGGGUUUGUUUGCUUCUACGAGAAAGAAAUGGAACAUUUUUAAUUAUACAUUCAAUAUUAAAUAUGGCUUCACCACUGACUUUUUUUUUUUCUCUACACACAGAACAACUUUUACUGGAUACAGUGCUUUCUUGUCGUAGCCCUAAACCCUUUUGCAGCUUGAGAUAGGUUGAUAGCAAUAAUAACACUGCUCGAACUCUUACUAUUUUGUAAAGUGUAUCUGUCUGUUUACUAUGCUAAGCGAAAAUAGCUUUUUUUUUGCAAGACGAUUAGUAUGAUUAUAAAUCUCAGCAUCUGUUCUUUUGUUUUGCUGCUUUUGUUUGUUGGAGGAUCAAUCUGCUAAACRAAGGAUCCACAAAUGUUGGAGUUUUGAGGGAAAAUUCUAGAUUUACAACCACUUUCACAUAAAGGUGAACAAAGUCAGAAUAUUAACCACUCGAUCAGAAUCCUAACACCAGGAAAGAGAAACAAAAAGCAUCUCCAUUUUGUUGGUUGCAAGGAGAGCUUUGAAAUGCAAAAAGGAGAAAAAUGAUUAAUAGACCAAAACAAAUGGAGUAAGAAAUGGAUUGAAAUCUUAAUUUAAAUGUGGAGGAUUAUGAAAUAUUGACUUUUUUGAGCUUUAUAUCAUGUUUUAAUGWCAUUCUCUCAUCAAAAACAUACAUGAGGUGUUGCUUUGACUGGUUUGAGAAAUCUUCGAGUCUCCCGUGGCAACCAUUUGGGGACACUGUAACGCCUCAUUUGAUGCACUCAAUAUUUACCUCUGCCCAAAUCCUACCCUACACCCCUUGGAAGCUUGGAGGAGGAGCUUCAUCUCAAUGGCGGAGCUUCGUCCACCCAGGUGUCUUGCACAGCUUAAUGGUUGCCAYGGGAGAUUCAAUGAUUUCUCAAACAUGCAUGAAAGAAUAAAAGCAACACUCCAGGUAUGUUUUUGCAAGAAAAUAACAAUUACAUGAUGUAAAGCUCACGUAAGCUGCUAUUACAUGACACUGCGCCUUUAAAGCCUCUGUUGACACUAAGAUUUUUGUUAAAGAGAGUAAAGACACAACAAUCUGAUAUUUGACACCCUGCAUUAAAUCUGUCUGAGAAAUACAGGAAGWGCCUCAAUUGAGCAUUUCCUAUAUUAUCUUGUUAUAUAGACUUAAAACCACAGAACAGUUAUCUGUCAGAUGAAAUUUUAUGUUAUGAGAAUCUGGUGUUUUGGAGCCUUGGUGGCAGUAACGGACUCUGCUUUUAAUUUKUYGGUUUAAUUUUCCAUUYGGCUCACACCCACAGCCUGGUAAUGAUUAAUAUCAGAUUGGUGUAUCGAAACCAAGAUAAAUGAUGAACUUGGUCGCUUUAAGUCCUUUUAAUUCUUGCAAAAAUAUUUCAUAUGAUGUCUACCACGUGUUCUGCWCUGGGGGGAUUUGUUUUGCUCUUUAAAACAAAGUAAAUAAUGCUGGUGAAACGCUGUCAGUGCUGCAGCUUUGGGAAAGUCCCAUUUGGACAUCUGAAUAGUGUUCGUCUCAGGGAGGAGCACCCAUUUGCUUUAGGCUCACAAACGCUGCUGAGAGAGAGAAACGAAAAAAAGUCAUUUGUACUGAAACCUCUCCCCCUUUAAAGCUUUUCAGAAUGUGUAUAUGGCAAAGACUCAACCAUAACUGUCAUGGUUUUGUAAAAUAAUAUUGUUGUGGAUUCCUGUAUUGAAAAUUUUGUCAUAAAACAUGCACACAAAUAUAUAUAUAUAAAAUCCUAAGCUUAUGUAGCACUUUUCUUUCUCAGAUGUCAUGUUAAUAGACAUAUUAAAGCUAGUAUUCGAAUAAUGAGGGUUUUAAGAGAAUUAUAAAUGAUAAAAACACUGAUGUUGUGGGUCAGUUUAGGAUAUUAUUGCUAUCUGUUUACAGUAGAAGUCAUUUUAUUCACUGUCAGUUUCAGUGCUGAUCAAAAUGUAGCUUUGACUGUUGUCAUACAAAGUGCUUUUUCUGAACAGACCUCUUUGAGUUUUGACGUCUGGAAUCACUUGAACACAGAGCUGGAUUGUUUUGUGGAGCGGGACUCGGGAGCGAACAGCUGAGGAACUGCUGGCUGAUGUCACAGCUGCUGCAAGAGAUCUCAACAGCGACGACUUUAGGACUGAUUUUAAUAUGACCAUUAAGAUUUGCACAUGUGAUUUGUUCUCGCAAGGUGGGGGAGGAGGGAAGGACUUGAACGAUCUGCUUCGCUCAUCUAGCAUUGAUAACUCUGUUGAUCAGCCAUGUUGUGUUCUUCACAGGUCGCCCAGGAAUCAUAAGCCCCGCCUCCCUUUGUGCGCCGAGUUUGUGUUUUGUUUUUGUCUGAGAAAAGAAUAAAAAACACCUGCAACAACAUUCA
Messenger RNA from Poecilia reticulata (guppy), 3726 nucleotides. It is a transcript of the gene zmat4a, whose product is annotated as zinc finger, matrin-type 4a. Lineage: Eukaryota; Metazoa; Chordata; Actinopteri; Cyprinodontiformes; Poeciliidae. Gene Ontology annotation, molecular function: zinc ion binding; nucleic acid binding. Gene Ontology annotation, cellular component: nucleus. The record is from RefSeq and is a predicted model, not a curated record.